Dictyostelium discoideum AX4 is the source of this 159-nucleotide messenger RNA. Its product is annotated as bolA family protein. NCBI's taxonomy places the organism in Eukaryota, Evosea, Eumycetozoa, Dictyosteliales, Dictyosteliaceae. Bases 1 to 159 code for a protein of 52 amino acids. The transcript has 2 exons. The record is from RefSeq and is a predicted model, not a curated record.
AUGUCUGGUGGUUGUGGUUCUAUGUAUAAAAUUGAAAUUGUAUCACCAGAAUUUAAAGGUAAAUCAAUGAUAAAUCAACAUAGAAAAGUUAAUCAAAUUUUAAAAAGUGUCAUACCGUCACUCCAUGGUUUAACUUUAGUUACUAAAUCUGAUGAAUAA